AUGCCUCAACUGCAAACUGAGCAACAGCAAAAGCCACCUAACUACAAGCCACCGUCCCAGCAAGAUAUUGCACAGCUGCAGCCACAGCGGAUGAUUAUGCCACUGCCAUUGGCCCCACAGCAGCAGAAGAGGUUGGCGUUGCUCAAACCACCAACAAUGCAACCAGAAAAAUCACCUAACGACAAGCCUCUAUUACUGCAAGACCUAACGCAGCAGCAGCAACAACAGGUUAUAGCACCGCUGCCAUCGGUUGCGCGGCAGCUACAAUGGUUGGUGAUGCCACCACGGCAAAUGAUGCAACAGCAAAAGCUACUCAACCACAAGCCACCGCAAGACAUUACGCAGCCGCCGCCACAGCAGGUGAUAGUGCCAGUGCCAUCCCACACGCAGCAACAGCAAACAUUGGCGAUGUCCCAACUACAAACGAUGAAACAGCAAAAACCACCUAACUACGAGACACCAUCACAGAAAGGUGAUGAGUCAUACACAACAGCAGCAACAAAAGGUUAUAGUGCCACUGUCAUCUGA
This is a messenger RNA of Rhipicephalus microplus (southern cattle tick), 528 nucleotides long. RefSeq names its product transcriptional regulator DEF1-like. The record is from RefSeq and is a predicted model, not a curated record. NCBI's taxonomy places the organism in Eukaryota, Metazoa, Arthropoda, Arachnida, Ixodida, Ixodidae.